This is a messenger RNA of Armigeres subalbatus, 2232 nucleotides long. Its product is annotated as sodium-independent sulfate anion transporter. The transcript has 3 exons. Gene Ontology annotation, cellular component: plasma membrane. The record is from RefSeq and is a predicted model, not a curated record. Gene Ontology annotation, biological process: transmembrane transport. Gene Ontology annotation, molecular function: secondary active sulfate transmembrane transporter activity. The coding region runs from base 342 to 2123 and encodes 593 amino acids. Lineage: Eukaryota; Metazoa; Arthropoda; Insecta; Diptera; Culicidae.
UUCGCGGGCGGUAGUUCUGCCGGGUCAGUGCGUUCUUUAUUUGCCUCGAGCCAAUCAAUCCACAGUCAACUGGGCCGCGACUUCAGAGACGGUUGAUUAGACAUCCGGGAUGACGAGUUCGUGGUUUCCCCCAAAAGAAGGAUUUAUUGUGUCGUAAUUUUUCAGCUGUCCAGGAUACAGUUAGGGUAGUUGUUUUAAGAUAUGAUAUAUUUUGGAUGUGCUGUUGGUGUCCUCCAGUCUUGAGCUGGCAAGGGUGGAAGAAUAGUAUCAACGGUGCGUUUAUGGUAAUCGGACUAGAGUUAGUUGUUCUCAAUCCUCAAAGUGAGUAAGCUGGUGGAAAUAUGAAUUCCGUUACGGAAAACGAAGAACUUAAGACACUACAGUUCAAACCGAGUCAUAAUAGGAGAAGUUUUUGUGGAGUUCAAUGUCUCAAGAACACACUUCGGAAAAGGAUUAACAUCCUGAACUGGAUUACUUCCUACAGCCGCGAGGAUGUGAUAUCGGAUAUUAUCGCGGGCGUCACACUUGGAUUCACCAUCAUUCCGCAGGGCAUUGCCUAUGCGGCGCUCGCUGGGUUGUCCUCGCAAUAUGGCCUUUAUGCGGCGUAUAUGGGAUCCCUGGUGUACGUCAUAUUCGGCACAGUCAAGGAAGUAUCAAUUGGACCAACCAGCCUGAUGGCCCUGCUUAUCAUUCAGUACACCGUGGAUAAACCGGUGCAGUACGUCAUGAUACUCGCAUUCAUAGCCGGCAUAGUGGAAUUGUUGAUGGGCGUGCUCAACCUGGGAUUCCUGGUCAGCUUCAUUCCGAUUCCGGUAACCUCAGCUUUCACAUCUGCUACCGCGAUGAUCAUCGUGGGCACCCAGAUAAAAGACCUCUUAGGAAUACCCACCAAGGCGAAGGGAUUUUUCAACAUACUGUACAGUAUGGCCGCUAAAAUCACCGAAAUAAAUCCAGGGGAUGCAAUUUUGGGUGGCCUAGCAGUGGUCUUCCUCCUGGGUUUCCGACAGCUCACGCGAAUUCCAAUCGAUGACAAAACUCCUCGAGGCAGAGCACUGAAAAAGUUCAUUUGGUACCUUAGCCUUGCACGAAACGCAAUGAUCGUAUUCAUCACUUCGGCGGUGGCGUUUAAAUGGAGUGCAUCGGGAGAUGAAGUACCAUUCAAAUUGUCCGGACACGUCAAGCCAGGUAUACCCGGAUUCGAGCUACCAAUCUACAACGUUCAAUCCGGGAACGAGACCAUCUCUUAUUUUGAAGUUGUCAAGGAACUCGGGAGCAGUUUAUUGGUGGUGCCUAUGGUGGCUGUGUUAGCCAACGUAUCUAUCGCGAAAGCCUUCUCAACUGGUAAGAUAGUGGACGCGUCCCAGGAGAUGAUCGCUCUCGGACUGUGCAACCUGCUCGGGUCCUGCUUCAGCGCGAUGCCAACAUGCGGCGCAUUCACUCGAUCAGCCGUUAGUCAUUCCAGUGGCGUUCGAACCCCGCUUGCCGGAAUCUACUCAGCCAUCAUGACGCUACUGGCGCUGAGUUUACUAACUCCGUACUUCUACUUUAUUCCGAAGACUACUCUGGCAGCGGUGUUGAUAUGUUCUGUCGUAUUCAUGGUUGACUUGAGUAUCGUGAAAGUCCUCUACAAAUCAUCCAGAUCUGAUUUCCUCUCAUGGGUCGGGUGCUUCGGCGUGAGCUUGUUUGCCGGCGUUGAAGUGGGCUUAGUGUUCGGAGUUUUGAUUAGCAUCGCCGGUCUGCUGAAAGUUUGGGCACGACCAGAACUCCAACAGGAAUCGAUCGAAAAGCAAGGACUAAGAUACGUGAAACUUAGUCCGGAGACGGGAAUUUUCUUCCCCUCCGUGGACUUCCUCCGGACCAAAGUAAUCAAAGUCGCCAAUGAGCAGCAGGUGCCGAUCGUUGUGGACUGCUCGUCGGUUAUUGGACUGGAUCACACCUCGACGAAGGGCAUGAAGGACUUGGCCAACGAGCUGGAAAAGGUGAAGCAGAAGCUGAUUCUACUCAAUUUGAAGCCAUCCUUGAAGAAGGUCUUGCAGGAGAGUGAUGCAAAGUUGUUCACAUUUUGGGAGGACGAGAAAGAUGUGCAGCUUGGGAAUAACAAUGUUGCUAUGAACAUGGCUUAACGUGGUGGUUCUCUAUUUUUUAUAUUUAUUGUACUACUGACCUGUGAAUCUUAGUUUUAAUCAUGUGUUCAAAACAAAUACACGAAAUGUAAAGUUAACCUUCUCACAA